AGUAACUACUGAGCGUCUGGCGGGCACGUGGUCGGCAGCGCGCCUAAGUAUCCUCGAGAGUGCGCGUUUCAAGCUUGACAGCAUAAUGCGCGCUCUCGUGUUCCCCCGGAUGCGUGUUUACUCAGUCUCCUCUCUCCACCCUUGAAAUGAGAGAGGUACGGAGUGGAAGGACAUCAUUUUACAAGAAAACGGGCAGCCAAGAUCGAGACCGGUCGACAGACGAGAGUGAAGCACGAAGAGUCAAGGUGUAGUGCGGGGAUAAAUUGACUCGACAUCAAGGUCAAUUAUCUCUCUCUUAAAAAACUUCAGACACGGGGAAAUCACGAACCUCUGAGGAUGGAGCAGGCAUACGGGGCUGGCAAGGCUGGCGGCACCUUCGAUCCGAUCACGUUCUUUCAGCAGCCGCAGACUAUUCUUCGAAUAGUGUCAUGGAUCUUUUCCAUCGUGAUCUUUGGAUGCAUUGCUAACGAAGGCUAUGUGAACCGUCCAGAUGAGGUAGAGGAAUUUUGCAUCUUUAACCGCAACCAGAAUGCCUGUAACUAUGCUGUUGGGAUGGGAUCCCUGGCCUUCCUCUGCUGUGCUGCAUUUAUGGCACUGGACGUCUAUUUUCCUCAGAUAAGCAGCGUCAAAGACCGCAAGAAGGCUGUGUUAGCUGAUAUUGGAGUUUCAGCCUUCUGGUCUUUCGUGUGGUUUGUGGGAUUCUGUUUCAUGGCCAAUCAGUGGCAGGUGGCUAAACCAGAGGAUAACCCUCUCAAAGAGGGUGGAGAUGCAGCCAGAGCAGCCAUCACCUUCGCCUUCUUCUCCAUAUUUACAUGGGCUGGUCAAGCUUUCCUUGGAUUCCAGAAGUACAAAUUAGGCGCAAGCUCAUCUCUCUUCUCUCAGGACUAUACUGAUCCCAGCCAGGAUCCCGCAGGAGCUCCCACUGCAGGCACGGAGUACACUGGAUACAACCCCGACAUGGAGGCUAAUUAUGAUGGCUCUGGUGGAUACCAGAACCAAGACUACUAAGGUCAAGUAUAAGGAUUUACACAACAGCCUUAACAAGCUAGGCUGAUGGGGUUGCUUACAUGGGGAAACAAAAUAUGGGGUGAAAGGACAAACAUGAACUUUGGGCACUUGGGGUAGAAUAUGGGGGACAAAAGCUGACUGACAGGAAUUCAGGGGUUUGUUUGGUGCUAUAAUAACCCCUUGUGGAAUUUAUAGUGGGGUUGGGUGUUUCGAACAUUGAAAGGGUGUUUCAUUGAGUCUAUAAAAUAUAUUUUGCAGUUUGGGGACUGUGGCACUAGAUCUUUUUUUUGUUUUUUUUUGGUGCCACCAGGAGUUCUUGCCUUCAGUUUUGGGGUUAUGGGUUUGGGGACGAUUGGUCAGCAGAUGUGUCCAUCCUGAGCAAACCCUACAAAGUGUCCAUUAUAUAGGCUAAUACUGAACUUCACUUUGUUUUAUAACACUUAAUUCAGAUUUAUGAAAACAGAUCUAAACUAAACUGAUGGAAGUUUGUCUCUAAGAAACUAGCUUAGUAUUGGUCAUACAUGUGACAAAAUCUGACCAAACUAAAUGUUUCUAAAGACUGCAGUGUCUUUCUGUGUAGAACAAUACAUUAACCCUUACCCUGCCUCUAGAACACAAUCUCUAUUAAUAGCUUUCUGCUGCCAUUUUGUCAAUGUCCAAGGGUCUUAAAUUAUCUCUUUUAACAACAUCAGGUCUAGAAAUAAAUAAUUCUUUGCAUUGUUCACAUAGGACGUACAAAGAGA
Molecule: messenger RNA, 1751 nt
Organism: Megalobrama amblycephala (Wuchang bream)
Lineage: Eukaryota; Metazoa; Chordata; Actinopteri; Cypriniformes; Xenocyprididae
Gene: syngr1a
Product: synaptogyrin 1a
Exons: 4
Coding region: 337-1008 (223 amino acids)
Cellular component (GO): synaptic vesicle membrane; neuromuscular junction
Source: RefSeq, a predicted model, not a curated record